AUGGCGCUGGAAGGAAGUCCGCCGGGGUGUCGUUCCGGCCACUCCGCUCAGGAUCGCGAUGAUGUGAGAACCUUUGGGAGGAGGAGAAGGCGGAUUCUCGAAGUGGCCAAAGGCCCGUGCGUUAGCGUAUCGCUCCUGGAAGCUCUUCCGAGCCCCCGGAAUCUUUAUUGUGGGGCAUCUACACAGUACGGAGGUUACAGGCAAAAGUUUUCAAAGUGGGUCAGGUACUGGCAAGGGUUAUGGGCAGGGGCCAAGCAAAGCCCUCGAAGUACCUCCUGUUGCCAGAGCGCGUCGCGCGCAGCAGUCAAUUCAAACAUCACCAGCUUCGCGAUGUCUUCAGAGCUCCCCUCUACGCCGCCGAGCCAUCAUUCUAAGAGCGCCCAUCUCUCUCGCGAUGAGCGGCUUCAAGUUCAGACUCUCCGCAAAUGUGGUUUUACAUACGAGCAAAUCGUCGCGCAACUCGGCUUUACCUACAACCAGGUCGGACAUGCCUGCCGCGCCCCAAACAUCACGCCAAAGAAACGCUCUGGUCGGCCCGGCCUUCUCAAUCCAGAACAGAUUGAAGAUUUGAUUGCGUUCAUCACUUCCUCGAAAGCUACUCGCCGAAUGCCCUACUCCAAAAUCCCUGCUGCUCUAGGCUGGGACUGUUCAGACUGCCUAUCUGGGGUCCAGUCCAGGGGCGCUGCGCCAAACGAGAUCACCAAAAACACGUCGCUGUCUCGCACGUUGUGGCAAUCAACCAUCAAACACCACGCCCGCGCAUCUCACCUAUUCGCCAUGGAGUCAAACAAAGAGAAGGACAUGAGGCAACCGGACUUGAUCAUUCCGUAUCAAGAGCCGGCUGCGAAGGGCGACAACGUCGAGUUCCAAUCGACCAUCUCCUCUACUCUCCCCAUGGCCGCCAUUUUCAUGCGCAACAAAUACGUUGGGUGGGCGGCCGUUGUCUUUAGCAUCCAGAGCUGGCUCGGCGAGAGCGAAGAGACCAAGAAGAGCAGCAGCACACCAGGCUACUUCAAUGUCGGCAUGUCAGUGGUGUCUCUGCUUGUUACAUACCUCCCUCUCUUCCUCCCGCCACCCGGCACAAAAUCGGGAAGCCCGACUGGCGCCCCGGCGCCCUUGCCGGUCUAA
This is a messenger RNA of Chaetomium globosum CBS 148.51, 1128 nucleotides long. RefSeq lists its product as uncharacterized. Gene Ontology annotation, molecular function: protein folding chaperone. Gene Ontology annotation, cellular component: endoplasmic reticulum membrane. Bases 1 to 1128 code for a protein of 375 amino acids. The transcript has 5 exons. Lineage: Eukaryota; Fungi; Ascomycota; Sordariomycetes; Sordariales; Chaetomiaceae. Gene Ontology annotation, biological process: protein insertion into ER membrane. The record is from RefSeq and is a predicted model, not a curated record.